UUCAAUAAAAUUGCCUUAAACAAGCCUAUUUUGGGGAGAAUUCAGACAGUUGUUCUUGCUGACUUGGUACAUCUUACAUAGAUUUUACGAUGCUUCUGGUAACUUGCUUUUCUCUGUGAAAUUUUUUAAGAAGGAAGGUAACCCUUUCUUUGGCAUUUCCUUUUCUUCUGACGGAUUUAAAGUAGUGCAAUAUUACCGUCGAAAAUUAAACAAGAAGUUACCUGCGGGUUAAUUGCGUAUCAGGAAACAGUUUGCGUGCUUUUGUAAUAAGGACACGACAGCGUAAAAGGUAGGAGACGUGAAAUAUCGUGUCGCAGUAGAACACAUAAGAGUUUGUGAGAGUACAGUACCUUAUCUGAAGCCGACCUUGACAAGGAUACAGUGGAUUGCGGAUUGUGACAAAAUGGCGGGCUAUUUCGGUCAUGUCGGAGGACAUGUGCCUCCGUAUUCGGUGGGAAGCCACGGAUUGAGUCAUCCUGCACCGAACAUCGAUUUCUUCAGCCAAAUGGCUCCUCCACCGUGUGCGCACCCGAGAAAACAGCGUCGAGAGAGAACGACUUUCACCAAGGCCCAACUGGAAAUCCUAGAAGAGUUAUUUAGCAAAACAAAAUAUCCCGACAUUUUCAUGAGGGAAGAAGUCGCAAUGAAAAUAAGCCUUCCAGAAAGCAGAGUGCAGGUUUGGUUCAAAAACAGAAGAGCGAAAUGUCGCCAACUGGACAAAGCUGCGGAAAAUAAACGAAAACUCGAGAAGAAAUCACCUCCAGGAACAAUUCCGACGUCCAAAAUUGAACAAAAGAAAUCAAGUCCUUCUCCAUACCAGCUCCCCAGCUGCAGCGCAAAUAUAAAUAACAUGUGGAAUGGGCCAGCAUCUACCCCGCUAACACACAGUCAAAAUUACCCCACCCCUCCUGUGUUAACAAACAAUUCCGGUCCGGUGUUUAUGCCUCCCCCACACCCUCCCCCUGCACCGGCACCCCCGCCAUAUUAUCGUCCGAACUCUGACUGUUCAUACAUGUCGGCGUCACCUUACAUGCAUAUGAAUAGACCUGGUGAGCAAGCGUACCCACCGACUCAUAUGUAACAACUGUUCAACAACUGUUAGAUUUUCGCGAAACAGUGGUGAACAUGAUUCGUCUGCGCCAAUGGAAUAUCCAGAAUAGAGUAUCGCACGAAGACUGCCGAAGGUAUCCGAAUAUUUCAAGGAGUACGGAAGAGAGCACGCUGAAUGAAGUUCAAGGAAAUCGGCUGAAUCCUCGAAGGCAAUUUUUUCAAGAAAAAAACUAAGCAGAAUGUUGUACAUACGAUUUAAAGAACAGCUUUUGCACUAGCCGCGGUGUAUAUUAGCUAGCAUAAAUUUCACAUUUAGAGGUUUUUAAACACGUUUAUUUCUAUUGAAGACUGAACUGGUCAUCUCGGAGACAAGAAAUGGUUGGCGACGCCCCCCCCCCUCCCCAUCCCCCCUUCCGUUUCUUCAAUGAGCAACAAGUCUUCACUUUUUAUUUUUGAGUCAUCUUUGUUAUCUUUUGCUUCGUGUAAGUGAUGCUUUCUCCAAUUCAGUUUACGACGCUUGUUACAUUUUUAGCAAUCAAAAGGUAGAUACAUUUAAGAUCAAUACAAAAGGAAAACUUAAAGCUC
Molecule: messenger RNA, 1635 nt
Organism: Pocillopora damicornis (cauliflower coral)
Lineage: Eukaryota; Metazoa; Cnidaria; Anthozoa; Scleractinia; Pocilloporidae
Product: homeobox protein OTX2
Biological process (GO): regulation of transcription by RNA polymerase II
Cellular component (GO): nucleus
Molecular function (GO): RNA polymerase II cis-regulatory region sequence-specific DNA binding; DNA-binding transcription factor activity, RNA polymerase II-specific
Source: RefSeq, a predicted model, not a curated record